Mollisia scopiformis is the source of this 870-nucleotide messenger RNA. RefSeq lists its product as uncharacterized. Bases 285 to 713 code for a protein of 142 amino acids. NCBI's taxonomy places the organism in Eukaryota, Fungi, Ascomycota, Leotiomycetes, Helotiales, Mollisiaceae. The transcript has a single exon. The record is from RefSeq and is a predicted model, not a curated record.
UCAAUUGCUCGGACGAACAUGAUGCGAGGGGGCGGCUGCAUUGGGAUAUUUGAAGGAUGUUGGUUCCGUGACUCGAGCAGUACUCUUCACUUUUCUUUGGGAGUAUUCCAUCAACGAUUGUAUCGUUCUUCUUUUCGUCUAUCAUUCUCGUCACUCCUUCAAAUUAUUUUCGUACUCUGGCUGGGCCUGUUACUUCUUUUCUCUGUUCUAUAUUCACCAAUAACCCUUCAAAUUACAUCAUCAAGAAUUCUCUUCUUUCACAAGGAGGUAUCGAUCACUCGAAAAUGCAGUUCCUCACUACCGCCACUCUCCUCUCCCUCCUCUUCCUCAGCACAUCUGCGCUCCCAACCGCACUCGAUGAACGAGCCGCUGCUGUUGCCCAGAUCGACCCUUCCCUUGUCCCCAUCUUCAGUAUCAAAACAGGGUCGGGAGUCGGUGUCAACGGUGUAGCAAUUCCCAAGACUUGUCCACCGGCCCGCGCAGCCUUCAUCUCCAAAUUGAGCACCAACGUGGCAGCGGGCAACGUUCUCGGAACUCCAAUCACGUUCAACACCAAUCCUAAAGUCAAUGACACCAAGACGAACGAGGCCCGGGCGACGGCGAUGAUCAUCACACUGCAGAGUUUUACGGGAGUGAAGGGAGUUGGAUGUCCGGGUGCCAGUACGCCAGAGUUGUUGAGCCAGCAGAAGACGGGUGUGAUGUCCCCGAGCUAGGUCAUGUUUGGAUGGUGCGGUGUUUUGGCUAUGGUCUGACAACAUAGCGGAGAAAAUUUGGGGCUUCGAGCAGUGCUCGGCGGGUAUAUAUUCUAGGCAAAAGUUUAUUGAAGUAUAAGCAUGGAUCAAUUCACAACGAAAUUACAAUCUUUUUCUG